AAUAGGUUGACUUUUUCCACAUCAUCUCAUUUGCUCCGUUUUCAUCAUUUCCACACCAAAAUUCUAAAUUUGAGAAGAAAAAGUUUCAGGAAAAAUGUCAGGGGGGGAAGAAGUGUUUAUUGGUUCAAUAGAUCAAGGCACAACCAGCACAAGAUUCAUAAUCUAUGAUCGCUCUGCUAAAUCGGUUGGAUCUCACCAAGUUGAAUUCACUCAGUUCUAUCCACAAUCAGGAUGGGUGGAGCAUGAUCCAAUGGAGAUUCUUGAGAGUGUGAGAGUAUGUGUUGCAAAAGCUGUUGACAAAGCCACUGCUGCUGGGCACAAUGUUGAUAGCGGAUUGAAAGCAAUUGGAUUGACCAAUCAGAGAGAGACAUCUGUGGUUUGGAGCAAAUCCUCUGGUUUGCCUCUUCACAAUGCUAUUGUUUGGAUGGAUGCCCGAACCACUUCCAUCUGCAGAAAAUUGGAAAAGGAGUUAUCUGGUGGUAGAACUCAUUUUGUUGAGCAAUGUGGUUUGCCAAUAAGCACAUAUUUCAGUGCACUAAAGCUGUUAUGGCUCUUGGAAAACGUUGAUUCUGUGAAGGGGGCCAUGAAGAAAGGAGACUUGUUGUUUGGAACAAUCGACACUUGGUUGAUUUGGAACUUGACCGGAGGGAAAGAAGGCGGUCUGCACAUCACUGAUGUCUCUAAUGCCUCGAGAACUAUGUUGAUGAACUUGAAAACACUUGAAUGGGAUGAGAAGAUUCUGAAUACUCUCGGGAUUCCUUCAGAAAUCUUACCUAAUAUCGUCAGUAAUGCUGAGGUAAUAGGUAAUAUAGGCAAAGGAUGGCCUAUUGCAGGGAUCCCAAUUGCUGGAUGCCUCGGUGACCAGCAUGCAGCGAUGGUGGGACAAGCUUGUCGUAAAGGUGAAGCUAAGAGCACGUAUGGGACGGGGGCGUUCAUACUGUUGAACACUGGUGAAGAGAUCAUACAAUCGAAUCAUGGCCUGUUGAGCACUCUUUCUUACAAGCUUGGGCCUAAAGCCCCGACCAAUUAUGCUUUGGAGGGAUCGAUAGCCAUUGCUGGUGCUGCCGUUCAGUGGCUGAGAGACAGCCUCGGCAUCAUCAAGAGUGCUGGUGAGAUUGAGGAGUUGGCGAUGCAGGUUGAAUCGUCUGGAGGGGUUUAUUUCGUGCCAGCUUUUAAUGGACUCUUUGCCCCUUGGUGGCGCGAUGAUGCCAGAGGAGUUUGCAUUGGCAUCACAAGGUUUACUAACAAAUCCCACAUUGCUCGUGCUGUGCUCGAGAGCAUGUGUUUUCAGGUGAAGGAUGUGUUGGACUCGAUGCACAAGGAUGCACACGAGAAGGGAGAGGUCAAGAAAGAGAAGGGGGAGUUUUUGCUCAGAGUUGAUGGUGGCGCCACCGUAAACAACCUACUAAUGCAAAUUCAGGCUGACUUGUUAGGCAAUCCUGUAGUCAGGCCGGCUGAUAUAGAGACAACGGCGCUUGGGGCCGCCUAUGCUGCUGGACUAGCCGUGGGGGUGUGGACGGAGGAGCAGAUAUUCUCUCCGGGGGAGAAGAUGAAGAAAGACACCACAUUCCGUCCAGUCAUAGAGGAGCAAGUGAGAAAGAAGAAGGUCGAGUCGUGGUGCAAAGCUGUUUCCAGAACCUUCGAUUUGGCCGAUCUUUCCCUUUAAGUAGAAUCUUUCUGAUGCUGGAUUCCUUAGGUUUUUCGAAGCAAUAUGUAACAAGUAAGAUUGCUGACUUGGAUUCCUUCAUUUUCCUGUUUUUGAACACAACAAAAACACAUGCAUUACUAAAGCCUACAGAAAUUUGGAUUGUGUUAAAUUGUGAAUUA
Molecule: messenger RNA, 1827 nt
Organism: Salvia splendens (bonfire salvia)
Lineage: Eukaryota; Viridiplantae; Streptophyta; Magnoliopsida; Lamiales; Lamiaceae
Product: glycerol kinase
Exons: 4
Coding region: 95-1666 (523 amino acids)
Biological process (GO): glycerol-3-phosphate biosynthetic process; triglyceride metabolic process; phosphorylation
Cellular component (GO): mitochondrion
Molecular function (GO): glycerol kinase activity
Source: RefSeq, a predicted model, not a curated record